AUCUUAGAAGCUCGAGUUCUAGCUGAAUAGCAGCUGAACACAGCGUUUGACAGGAGCCUAACAUCACUGCCAUGGCUUCUAUUAGCAUACUUUAACCUACGGAGAUUGGGUCAUAUAACUUCGUCCUACCCUCACGUCUACUCAAUCAGGUCUCCCUUCGCCCCUCUCUAGCAAUGACGAGUCGCUGCCACAGGGACAUAUUAGUUUUUGGAGGUUUAAAAGACGGCCAUUCGAGCAUAAUCGGCAGGAUCAAUGCGCCUAUCCUUACGUCUAUUCACGACGUAGACGGCAUAAAUGGGGAAGUAUUCGAAUUCGAACAAGGCAUCGUGACGAUGUUCGAAGUGUCGACCUUCAUGGAGAACAUCGAAGAUCAACGAGGAGCCUUCGAACAGCUUUCUUCCUUCCUGGCGACGAGAUUUGCCGCAGGGCAUGAUUUUGCAGGGAUAAUAUGGCAGCAGAAUAUCUCCCAUACCCGAGUUAAUGGCCCUGAAAGAGAACAUAUCGCAUUACUGAGGUACCUGUGUGGCGAUCAUGCACUCAAGAACCUCGUCGUUGCUACAAGGACGUGUGAGGACAUUCCCCAAGAGGUUGCCGAUGCUCGAGAGGAAGAGUUGUCUCUCGGCGAUCGCAUUUGGAAGCCAGCAUUAGAGCAGGGGGCUAGGCUUAUGCGCGAUUAUGGUGCUACCAAGUCUGCACAUGACAUCGUCUCUGCACUGAUGGAGCUGUCUCCGAAUACGUUGCUCAUUCAGAAACAGAUGGUCGAAGUCGGUUUGACAUUCCCGAAUACGACUUUAGGGUUGGCACUCGAUUCCAAAGUGAAUGAUGCUGCCGAUCGUUAUCACAAAGACCUUCAUACCGUGAAGUACAGGAUGGUGGACCGCAUGGUGCCAAAGCUAACGAAUGAGGAAAUGCAGGAGCUCGCGAAGAGGUAUGCUGAAACAAUGGGCUCGGAAAUUCGUGAGGACAGAGUUGGUGACGUUGAAGGCCCAUUGAGGACGAACGACGGCAAGUUACAUGCGAUGGUGACCCACGAGAAACCGGAACAACUCGAAAGCAUGUUUGAUGUACGGUUCGGACGUUUGCAAACACAGCAUGAAGAGUUGCGCGGGAUUGUGACGGGACUGAAGGAAAGACUACAAGCCUUCGAGGCCGUUCGCGACAAUAGGGCCGAACGAGAGCUCUUGAGAAUCAAGUGGGAAGAGGAGAGGAAAGCGUUCAAAGCAAAGUUUCGAAAAAUGGUUAUGGACCACGAUGCAGAGAGACAAAAGUGGACCCGGGAGCUUGACGGGAAAAUCAGGGACCUGCAACGCCAAAUGCAGGAAUUGAGAGCCCAGAGUGGAUCAGUUCAUAACAGCCAUAACCGACGGAGCCGUUGUUGAUUGUAGAUAAUCCAGUAGCCACUGAUCAUAGUUACCCGCUAUACACUGCUCAAAUCCGUCUGUACGUCCUAAGU
Somion occarium is the source of this 1453-nucleotide messenger RNA. Lineage: Eukaryota; Fungi; Basidiomycota; Agaricomycetes; Polyporales; Cerrenaceae. The record is from the annotation of a GenBank genome assembly.